UUUGUCUUAAAGACAUUACAAGAAAUUAGAAACGGUAAACGCAGUCGCAGACCAAAUGGCGUCUCUGGGCCACGUCACCCUCCGCCACCACGCGCCGCCGCCGGAGACAGGCAUUCUCCGCCGUCGAUUCGACCCGCAACUUAGGACCCAUGUCAGAUUCAACGGCAGGAUCCGGGCGAGCGGCGCGUCGGUCGACGCGCUGUCGGAGGCCGUGAAAGUGGGCGAGAGCAAGGAGGUGAUGGAGGCGGAGGGGAAGGUUCUUGUGGGUACGUACGCGCGUGCUCCGGUGGUGCUAUCCAGUGGCAAAGGUUGUAAAUUGUUCGACCUUGAGGGAAAUGAGUACUUGGAUUGCUCUUCUGGGAUUGCUGUGAAUGCCCUUGGCCAUGGCGAUCCUGAUUGGCUUCGUGCUGUCACUGACCAAGCUUCUGUUCUUGCCCAUGUCAGCAAUCUCUACUACACAGUCCCUCAGAUAGAACUGGCCAAACGCCUGGUGGCAUGUUCUUUCGCCGACCGUGUCUUCUUCUGUAACUCUGGAACGGAAGCCAAUGAAGCAGCCAUCAAAUUCGCGAGGAAGUUCCAGAGAUUCAAUCACCCUGACGAGAAGGAAGUUGCGACUAACUUCAUCGCCUUUACGAAUAGUUUCCAUGGUAGAACCUUAGGAGCUCUUGCUCUGACAAGCAAGGAACAGUACAGAACUCCCUUUGAACCCAUCAUGCCUGGUGUCACCUUCUUGGAAUAUGGCAAUGUUCAAGCCGCAACUGACCUAAUCAGCUCGGGAAAGAUUGCCGCAGUGUUUGUGGAACCUGUUCAAGGAGAAGGCGGUAUAUACACCGCUACAAAGGAGUUUCUUGAAUCUCUCCGGUCUGCUUGUGAUGCCGUGGGAUCCCUUCUUGUCUUCGAUGAGGUUCAAUGCGGAUUGGGACGAACAGGCAAUCUAUGGGCAUAUGAAUUAUUCGGUGUGACUCCAGAUAUAAUGACGCUGGCAAAGCCUCUAGCCGGUGGUCUUCCCAUAGGAGCUGUGCUCGUAACCGAGAAAGUUGCGUCCGCCAUAAAAUACGGAGAUCACGGAAGCACAUUCGCAGGCAAUCCCCUCGUCUGCAAUGCAGCCAUUGUGGUUCUCGACAAAAUAUCGAAACCCUCGUUCUUGGACAGUAUCUCGAGCAAAGGCAGAUACUUUAGGGACUUGUUGGAGAAGAAACUCGGAGGAAACCUGCAUGUGAAGGAGGUACGAGGAAAGGGGCUCAUCAUCGGAAUCGAGCUUGAUGUUCCUGCAAACCCAUUGGUGGAUGCUUGUCGGAAUUCUGGGCUUCUGAUUCUGACGGCAGGGAAAGGCAACGUGGUGAGGCUUGUUCCGCCAUUGAUCAUCUCCGAGGAGGAGAUCGAACGUGCGGCUGAGAUUAUCGCCCAGAAUAUGCCUGCUCUUGAUCACCAAGAUUGAUUGAUGCAUUACGACAGCAAGUGUAGCUUUUUUUUUUCCCUCAUGGAGCUAUGGUGUCCUACAAUAAUGGCGGUUCGAACGACAAUGAGAAAACAGUGAAUAUAUGUAUCAUUUUAAAGUGAUUUGAUCUGUGAUCUCUUAAUUCGUCAGUCGAUUCAUGAGGGAGUUGAGAAGUUUCAGUGUUGGAAUUCGAGCAGUCGACUGAAAGAGGGAACUUUUACAGUUUUACUGGUUUGGUCAGUGAAACUAAUGCUUGAAACAGAACAAGAAGCCGUUGCUGUAAGCUCUAAAACUGAAAUCUCCUUGAUGUUC
Molecule: messenger RNA, 1750 nt
Organism: Tarenaya hassleriana
Lineage: Eukaryota; Viridiplantae; Streptophyta; Magnoliopsida; Brassicales; Cleomaceae
Product: acetylornithine aminotransferase, chloroplastic/mitochondrial-like
Exons: 3
Coding region: 56-1438 (460 amino acids)
Biological process (GO): arginine metabolic process
Cellular component (GO): chloroplast stroma
Molecular function (GO): identical protein binding; transaminase activity; pyridoxal phosphate binding
Source: RefSeq, a predicted model, not a curated record